Branchiostoma floridae (Florida lancelet) is the source of this 5262-nucleotide messenger RNA. RefSeq names its product SMC5-SMC6 complex localization factor protein 1-like. Gene Ontology annotation, molecular function: protein binding. NCBI's taxonomy places the organism in Eukaryota, Metazoa, Chordata, Leptocardii, Amphioxiformes, Branchiostomatidae. The record is from RefSeq and is a predicted model, not a curated record. The coding region runs from base 246 to 4031 and encodes 1261 amino acids. Gene Ontology annotation, biological process: positive regulation of double-strand break repair. The transcript is spliced from 20 exons.
AUAAUUUGAACUGUACAUUUACUACAGUUAUUGAUGUCUUAUUUCUCUAAUCGCGUUUGUAUUGAUAUGUCUACCUUCUUUAUAAUGGUAUGCUCCAUUUUAGCGCGCAAAACUUUGUAUGGCAACAUGGCGUCCAAACUGGAUCAGUGAAGUUUUACCGGUCUAAAAAGGGAAGAAAAUGUGCCUGUUUUAGUGCAUUUGACUGAGCUGGUUGCCACAGACGGAACUUCAAAGUUCAUAGCACCAUGGCAGUAAACUGCCGCCAACGGUACGUCUUCCAACUGUCCGGGUUCUCUGGGAAGGAGAGGGAUGAUCUCACAUCCAAGAUACAGAAACUCAAGGGAGUCUGUCUUCAGGAACAGCCCUACAAGCCCAGCUGUACCCAUAUCAUCUCCAGUAAGCCCUGCAGGAGUGAGAAGUACCUGGCUGCUUGUGCUGCAGGAAAGUGGAUUGUGACGAGGAAGUUCUUAGACGACAGUUCUGCAGCGGGGCGGUGGUUAGACGAGAGUCCUUACGAGUACGGGCACAAGGCCACUCUCCACAAGGCCUACCCUGUAACGUUACUACAGGCACCUCGGCGCUGGAGACAGAGGGUUGCCCAGGAAACGGUGGGGGCAUUUGCCGGAUGGCGCUCCAUCGUAGUGGUGGACGACCAGAAACGUAGAGCUGCGUAUAAAAGGCUGUUGGAGGCAGGAGGAGCCACUGUACUGAAGGCCAAGACAGUUGCCCACAGCCAGGCUGUGUACGCCCCACAACUCACUCACGUCUUCUUGGAGAAGAAGUACGAUUCAGCCUUCCGCAUCUUGAGACGUCGUGGGGUUCUGUGCCUGUCUCCAGAUUACAUCGCCGAGUUUCUUCUACGGAACCCUCCCGCGGAGCCUGCUAAGUUUGACGUUGCUGUGUACGUUGCCUCGUCAUCACCGAGUCCACAAGUGUCAGCUUCAGUUGUGGGCAGCCAGAUCCCCAGUGUCGCUACAGGAGACAAAAGCAGCAGUCAGGUGACCAGGGAAGCAAGCAGUGGAAAGGUGACUUCCAGGGAUACAGAGAUCAGCAGAGAACUGAAGUCUGUGUCACCAAAUCGGAAACAAGCUAGCCCGACUAAAACCAAUAACAGAAGUUCAGCAUCCAAACCCACUACUCCCAAGAAGAGCUCCCCCAUUGUUGAGAUAAUGGGAAAAGUCUCCCUCACCCCAAAGAAAGUAAGAAUGGAGUCUUCUACUCCAGAGGUGAAGAAACGGUCUAUCUCUACUCUGGAGAAAGAGAAGAAAGUGUCUUUUUCUACCCCUGUGAAGAAGACAAAAAGGCCCUUUUCUACCCCAGAGAAGAAGACAAGGUCUUUUUCAACGUCUGAGAAAAGGAAAGAAGGAUCUUUUCCCUUGCCAGAAAAAGUAACAAAGGAGUCUAUCCCUACAAAAAUGAAGACGCGGUCAUUCCCUUCUCCAGUGAAAGUAAAGAAAGAGUCUGUGCCCUCUCCGGUGACAAGGGGGUUUUUCCCCACCCAGGGAAAGGUUGCCCACCCCACCCAAGGGAAAGUACAGAUAAUACCUUCAUCCAUCCAGCUGCAGUUAGAGGGCAUGAAGAAACGCCCCCUGCUGACUGACAGUGGGAAGGACAGGGACAUGUUGCAACUCAUGGCUUCUAAGAGAAGAAAGCUGGAUGUACCAGGAGCUUGUUUUCAGCCCUGUUUUCCUGUCAACAACAGUAAGAGUAGAGUAACAAAGGUGUCCCAGCGCAGCCCCCUCCCCCUGGCCCCAGCGGUGUGUACAUCAGUAGAGGUAGCUCUAGACGACCACGCCUACCCAACGGCCCUGAGCCUGCUACAGUCCAGCCUGUCUACAAUACGCUAUCCUCCUACUCACCUCCUGCACAGGGUCAUGGCUGAGGCACUACUGCACGCUGAAGAUAGUCUGGGAGCAGCCCAGGCCUACCAGGUGCUGAAGCAGGUCCAAACCUUACAUCCCCCCUCCCGCACACCUGUCAACAGCUACAUGUACCUGAAGGCACUGAGAACACCUGUACAGGAACAGGUGGAGAAAGGGAAGGGGAGAAAGGGAAGGAAACAACAGCAGCCAGAGAAACAGAAGGAAGGAGUGGAAUGGGACUUUGUCAAGAUGGUUAUAAGAGGUGCCAUAGGUGUAACAGACACCCAGACAACAGAAGAGCCCAGUGGAGGUCCCCUGUAUCAGUCUAACUGUGCUCUACUGCUGAAGUUCCUGGUGUCUAUACUGGAACAGGACUUCAUGGCAUGGAUGGACAGAGACACCCAGAAGGCAGGCACCCCGUCCUGUGUGCUGGCCUCCCUGCUGUGGCCAUCAGGACACUGUGGGGUCAUGACCUCACAUGUCAUUGACCUGGUCUCACUGCUGUUCCACAGUCUACAGACACAGGGGAACCAACAGGUUGGAAUUGUGUGCCUUGUGCAGAGCAUUGUUGCCAUGGCAGCAGAGUGUUGCCAGGCAGCAGAUAGACAGAGUGACAGGAUGACAUCACUGACCGGUAGCUUCAGGAUGGGCACCAGUGUGUGUAACCUGGCACAGGAGUUAGUAGUGGCUUAUCAGAAAGACCCAGCCAACCAAACCAAGACUGUCUUGCAUCGCUUGCUGGAGACCCUUCAACCCCCUUGGCUCAAACUGAAGGUGGCACAGUCCUUACUAGGUUGCUAUGAUGACAGCCUGGUUGCUAAGGAGCAACAUGGCUUCCACAAGAAGCCUCUAUCCCUGAGAAGAGUGUUGCUGUGUUACAUGUACCUGGUUCCCAAAUCACUGGUCAGCAAACAGACAGCUCCAGCAAGCAAGGGUAAGGAGAAGGUGCCCCAAGAGAACCCAGCCUCUCCAGCCAAGGUCAAGGUGGAACAGGGCAGACUUCUGAGGAGAGGCUCAAGCAGGGGAGAACCUCUCAGGACCCUUGUAGAUGCUAAUCAUGUGAAGCAGCUCCCAGUGGUUGCUGGGAAAAGGAAAGGAAGCUCCACCCCUGAGGCCUCGCCAAAAAAGAAGCCAAAACUGCAGGUGAACAGGAGGAAUGUGAGAGGCGAAACACAGUUACAUGUGGCUUGUAUCAAGAACAAUGUGAGCAGAGUUCGUGACCUGUUGUCAGUGCCAGGGAUUGACGUCAAUGCGGAGGACUAUGCCGGCUGGACACCUCUGCACGAGGCAUGUAACCAUGGGCACGUGGAGGUGGUGAGGGAACUACUGGCCUUCAAACCUCAACCCAGCGUGGCCAGCUUCUUCACAGUUAAGAACAAGGAUUCACCAGUGAAGAUGUCGUCUGCCCUGGACUUGUUAGCAGCGCCCCCUGACGGGACGACAGCGCUGCAUGACGCUGUGGCGAACGGACACGUUGCAGUGGUCACAAUGCUUCUGGAGGCAGGAGGUAAGAUCCUUCUGACCAGAAGAAAUGCGACCGGCCAGACUCCCUUUGACCUGGCUGUUAGUGAGGAGAUGAAGGCAGCCCUCCAGACCCCUGCAAACCCAAGGAGGAAACCCCAGGUACCAACAAACAAAAUCCUGAAGUAUGCAACAACUCCUGCAGCUCCAAAGGAUGCUCCUAUUGUACCAAACAGGAAAGAACUCGGUCAGUACAUUUGUCAGGCAGACUACGACAGGGUGUUGGGACGUGGAACAAAACAGGAGACGACCAACGAAGACUGUGAGAAGUUUGCAACUAUCGUUUCUCAUUUCACCCGAGCGUACGUCCGUGUUGAACAGCUCCAGCCAAUGAAGAAGCAACGCGAGAGACAGUUGGAAUGUGGCUCCAACAGUAGCGGCUCUUCUGUCUGUUCCUACUCCAACGGUAGGUUCACUGGAGCCAACACGUCCCCUAUAUCCCCUAUAUCCCCUGUUGUAGUGUUAAAAGACAUAAUGCAGAAGGCAAAGUCAACAGAAGUAAAAGAAGUAGAGAAAGACCUCACGUCUUACAUGGACAUAGACAAGUACUUGCAGGGAUAUGAGAGGCACUUGAAGAUGCUAACGGGACAGAAGGAGACAACAGACUUCUGUAGGAGAAGGUUGAUGGAGAUUCGCUCAUGUUCAUGAGGUGUAUUCUGUCAGAUGUUGCUUGGAUUGUACUGGACAGUACAGUGCGUGAAAGAUGUUGUGCAAGAGCAGUGGUACUUUCAGAAGAUUCUUAAGUCAUUGCACAAUUCUUGACUGAGAGUAUUUUGCAAUAAAGUGCUGUACCGGUAACUGUUACUUUCUGAAAUAUCAGAAGCACUUGAGACUUUAUGUUAACAGGCAUAAACUUACUCAUAAACAUACCUCCUUGCUAGAACUAUUACCAGUAAAGGUUUUUAAAAGAUAUUCUUAAAUAGUGCCUUUUGUAGCAUACAAGACAACAUUGAUGCAAGUAGAAUAGAACAUGUAGAUACUAUUUAUAAGCAUAAUAAGUUACAUAAUUAUGGCCAAUGUAGCGUGAAAAAGCCAACCAGCAAUGUUUUAUAUUCUAUAACCUUUUCCUUGCCAUGGUUGUCUUCUACUGACAGCUUUGUAUUGCUGACUAAUCCAGGUUCAGUUUGUUCAGUUAGCAAGAAGAGAACAGCGAUCCUUUGUACUACAUAUUAGUAUUUCAAUGUUAGACCAUUAGUAUAUUUUAUCUGUUAACUGGCCUCGUAAUAGAUGGCCUGAUUUAGUUUCAUUUCAACAUGGUGGCAGAGGCAACUGUCACAUUUUAAGUUUUUAGACAUACUCAUUGAAAUUGAUAAUGAUAACAUGUCUUGUUGUCAUUAUCAUUAUUGGUAUUUUGAAAAAUAAAAUGCUUAUGUACUGUAGCAGUUUUGUUAUUUUCAAUGGUGAACUGCUGUCAUGUUAUGCUGUUGGUUAGUUUUAGUGCCGUCUUAUUUUUAACUUGCCGUCUAACCUACUUCUCUGGGGGGUGUAGUAUUAUAUUCCAAGUUUUAAGCAUUGUACUAAUAUAUUACAACCAACACAGAUGAGCUUCCAUGAUAAUAAGUUAAUCUUUUUCAAUGAAUCUGACAUACAGACAAUAUCCCUUCCAGUGUGAACCUCAGUAUGAGCCAAACACUGGCCCUUAUUUUUGUGUGCUAUUUAAAUCACCACUAUAUUUUGAAGUUCCUGCCUCCAUGUCACAUAGUGCCCAACCCAACCCAACUCAACUAUCUAUGGGUACUUAACAUCGAGCUGCAGAGCUGAAAUUUGAAACCAGCAGUCUGGCCAUAACUCUGUUAUAGGGAUUAGAUUGCUUUAUGGCCCAGUGUAAUCAAUGUCUGCUCAAACAUGGAGUUCAAUAAAUCACCAUCAAAUUCUGUGC